AUGGUCAACGAUAUAUUCAAGAAGAAAAUGGUAAUUACGCCUGAACAGGAAUUCAAAUUCCAGACUGUAAGAAACUGUUCAAUAUGUGGUAACGAUCUUGGUGAGGAUAGGGUAAGGGACCAUGACCAUGUAACUGGAAUGUACCGUGGAGCUGCUCACAACAUAUGUAAUCUGAAGUACAGAAUUACAUGGAAAGUGCCAGUGGUCUUCCAUAAUCUGAGAGGUUACGAUAGCCAUCUGAUUAUGCAGGAAAUUGGUAGGUUUAAGAUGGACGUCAAUGUGAUCCCAAAUAAUAUGGAAAAAUACAUCUCAUUCUCACUGGGUAAAAAUCUAGUCUUCAUAGACUCUAUACAUUUCAUGGCUUCUUCACUGGAAGCACUGGUAAGUAACCUUUUACCUGAGGACUUUAGGAUAGUAGGAAGGAGGUGGAAGGGUGAGGACUUCAAACUAGUAACACAAAAAGGAGUGUUUCCAUAUGAGUUCCUAGAUGAUAUUAGCAAACUUGACGCAAAAGGUCUUCCGAGCAGGGAGGAGUUUUACUCAUCACUAUACGAGUCAGAGGUGAAGGAGGAAGACUAUCAUAGAGCUCAGAAAGUAUGGAAUCACUUUGGGAUGAAAACCAUGAGAGACUACCAUUAUCUCUACUUGGAGACUGACGUUCUUCUGCUGGCCGAUGUGUUCGAGAACUUAAGGAGAACAUGUCUGGAAAGUUACGAACUUGACCCCGCACAUUACAUGUCAGCACCUAGUCUGAGUUGGGACGCUUUCCUGAAAAAGUCAGGUGAAAAAAUAGAACUAGUAAGUGAUAUGGAUAUGUUCCAGUUCUUCGAGAAAG
Messenger RNA from Paramuricea clavata, 835 nucleotides. The record is from the annotation of a GenBank genome assembly. NCBI's taxonomy places the organism in Eukaryota, Metazoa, Cnidaria, Anthozoa, Malacalcyonacea, Plexauridae.